AUGUGGCAGCCAGAAAGCCGCGUACCCAAACCUGCCCGGCAUGUGAAGGAGAAAAAUCGGCGGCAGAAAAUGAAGGACCUUUAUCGUCAGCUCGCAACUGUCGUCUCUCCUGAAAACUCUCUGCAAAAAUCUCCAACCUUGGACGUGUUGGAUCAUGCCACUAACUGCAUCAAACGACUAGAGAAAAACGUUAAUGAGCUGAAAGCAAAAAAGGAUACUCUUCAACUACCAGUGGUAAUAACCGUGAAUGAAAGUGGAAGCGGUGAACGUUUGGAGAUAAAUAUAGUGUGUGGAUCAGAGAAGAAGAAGCUGAUGAAAAUGGAUAAAGUGAUUUGGAUUCUUCAAGAGGAAGGCGCUGACGUUGUGAGUGCAACCAACUCCACAGUGGGUCCCAACAUCUACCAUACAAUUCUUUGCAAGGUGUAG
Molecule: messenger RNA, 426 nt
Organism: Ipomoea triloba (trilobed morning glory)
Lineage: Eukaryota; Viridiplantae; Streptophyta; Magnoliopsida; Solanales; Convolvulaceae
Exons: 2
Coding region: 1-426 (141 amino acids)
Biological process (GO): regulation of transcription by RNA polymerase II
Cellular component (GO): RNA polymerase II transcription regulator complex
Molecular function (GO): protein dimerization activity; RNA polymerase II transcription regulatory region sequence-specific DNA binding; DNA-binding transcription factor activity, RNA polymerase II-specific
Source: RefSeq, a predicted model, not a curated record